ACUCACCUUGCUGUCUACUAUCAACCUGUCGAAUUCCUGGCGCCCACAUCCACUUCGGCGAUCAGAUAUUUUCAUCCACGUUCUUGAAAGCGUUCGUUCUAAAGCGUUUCCAUUUGUCGAGGUUUAAAUUUAUUCCUCAUUAUUUUCUCUCUCGAUUUGUUUUCGUUCAAACAUGCCAAUUUAAUCUGCAGCUCAGUGUUUGUAACCUUGUGGCAAUCCCAGCUUUAACUCAACUUCGUUCAUUUAAGUCGUGAUCCAUCAUGACAGAAGUCAGUGGAGAUACAAUUCGCGAGUUGCGAAGCUCAUUUCUGAAGAAAUUAGAAGCUGAAAAUAAGACCGAAGGAUUUUUUGCGGAGGUUGAUGUUGCGCGAGUUAAAGCUGAUGAUGAAUGGCUAGGCCGAUUUCUGCUUCAUCAUGAAAUGGUCCAAGAUGAUGCUCUAAGUAUGUUGUGGGAAACACUGGAAUGGAGGAAGCAGAACAGAGUCAACGAAAUCAAUGAUCUGGUUAAUUAUGAUUACCUGAAAGAAGGUGCCCAGUUUCCACACAAUUUUGACCGAGACGGGAAAGCACUGUUUAUUUUCAGAUGUAAGCUGCACAGCAAAGGCCAGAAAAGUUUUGAUGACCUAAAAAUGUGCCUUAUCUAUUGGUUUGAACGUCUCGAAAAGGAACACAAGGGGAAUCAAAUCACCAUAGUAUUUGACAUGCAGGAUUCUGGCCUGAGCAAUCUAGAUAUGGAUUACACGAAAUACUUAAUAAACCUCUGUAAAUCAUACUAUCCAUACUUUCUCAACUACAUACUCAUUUUUGAAAUGCCUUGGAUCUUAAAUGCUGCAUUCAAAAUAAUAAAAUCAUGGUUGCCGGAAAAAGCUGUCCAAAAAAUUAAAUUUGUCAAUCAGAAAACGCUGGGAGAAUAUGUGGAACCCAGUCAAGCCCUGAAAAGCUGGGGUGGAGAAGAUCCUUACGAGUUUUCGUUUGAACCUGAACCAGCCCCUGUUGCAAUCAAAAUCGAUAAAAAAGUGACGUUCAAUAAUUUGUCACCUAUAAUUUCAAGUCAAGGAUCCACAGACAUGAAUGUUAGCAACGAAAGUCAAUCCUCCCUUAUCAACAUUACUCCGGCUGAUGCUGUGAUUUUCAAGUACGAUGCAACCAAUUCCGAAUAUGUAGGGCAAAUCCACAUCAGCAAUAUUAGCAAUGACAAGAAUGUCUCGUUUAAAAUAAAAACAACUUCACCGGAGAAGUUCCGCGUCCAUCCCAGUAUCAGUAUUCUCGGCGUGGAAGGCAUGGUAGCCAUCACGGUCACCGUUCUGCCUGACUUCACACCCAAUCAAAUAAUGAAAGAGAAGUUUCUCAUCAUGUGUCUGCCUGUUGAAAGCAUAGAUUUAGACAGUAUUGCCCUCUCUGCUCUCUGGAAGGCGGCUAACACUAAAAAUGCAGAAAACUAUCGGCUCCGAUGCGCAGUCGAGUGCGAUGAAACGGACCCAUACGUUGGCAAUAACAAUUAUGCAACUUCCUCAGCCACAAAUGUAAGAUUUAGAAUGAAUGGCGCUGCUCCUGUGGACGUAAAUGAAAAGAUAGAUAAACUAUUCACCAUGAUUACAAGACUGAAUGAAUGCAACGGUAAACUCCAUCAAGACCUCCAGAACAAUCAGCGGUUGUCGAUAAUCACACUAGCACUAUUAGCAGUCAUCGCUGGUAUCAUGAUUUACAUGUACAUGCACAGUAAUGCAAUUGCCAUUGGGGGUUCGAAAAAAUUCUAGCAAUUACUGCAAACAUCGUUUGACCAGGCGCGGGUUUUUGUGUUCAGGUUUAUCAAGCCACUAACCUCUUAACCGGCAAGAAACUUCACCAUUAUCCGAAUCUGCAGAUCAUUUUUUUAUUGGUGCUGAAAAUAUAAUCAUCUGCAGAGACAGGAAUCUUUGCCUUUUUUUGCUGCCGGGCUAUUUUUAGUCUGAGUUGGUAGGUCAGGGCUAGCCAAGUCAGAAAAGUAUUAUAGUAGAGGUUCGGCUGACUCUUAUCUUGUUUGUAUAAUUGUAUUGUAAUAAAAAUGUUUGUAAGAUUUUUUGAGGUCUAUUUAUUCAAUAGGGUUAGAGCAAGGUUAGUGAUCUGUACAAUUUUCAGAUAUUUUUGGGGAAAUUUAGGUUUGUUGCACCGGUAAUGUAACCACAUUCUGUAGGCAAUGGUGUUAAAGUUCUUUGGUGUCCUGUUUCAUUAUCUUGAUACAAUUUUUAACGAAAGGGCAAGAAAAUACAAUUCUGGCCUUUGGGUAAUAACCCUUUUUUAUUUCGAAUUUAAUUCUGUCUGAGAAAGUCACUUUCAAUUCAAUUCCUUUUUUCUGUCAAUAAUUUGAAAUACAAAGAAGUUUUAUCAAGUUAAAGUUAAGGUUAAGGUAUCAAAAGUUCAAUUUUAAAAAGAAUAUUCAGUAAAUUUUAAUGCCUUAUGUAAGGAAUACUUUUUUGACGAAGAUUGUCGUUCCACCAUGAGUAAAACUAACUAUGGUUUAAUACCUCUAAAAUUUCCAACGUCAACAAAGAUCAUAUUAUUCAGAAAUUCAACGGAACUUCAUUGCAUUUGCACUCACCCUUGGAAGUUUUGGAAGAAGUAGUAAAUCAUGAAUCUCACAAUAAAAACUGACAAAUCAAGUCAGACCUGUCCCUAUGCGUCAGUCUCUUCAAUGAGCUUAUGCUGGUCCAAUUUUAGGCUAAAAAGAUAGGUUGGAAUUUCUGAGAAGAAGGGCUGAAAAAAAGGUGUAAGGGAGGGGGGGGGGGAUUGUAGCUCUGACUUGGAAAAUGAUAAAUUUCAGUUUCAUUGGUUCUUGUUUAUCUAAGUAAAAUUUGAUGCAAGGAAUACAUAUUUCUAUACUGUGAGGAUGUUUGAAGUAGUUCCUGUUUCCUUAAUUUUGUCCUAUUUUUCAAGUGCCCUACGAAGUAAAAGCUUUGCAUCCGUCCAACUUAAGAGCCAGGGGCUAGGCAGAAUGAAGACUCAACUUUCCUCUCCGAGAAAUGUUUGUUCCUAACAGAAUGUUUUCAUUUUCGGCAAAAACAUCAUUAUGCUAUAAUUUCACCAACUUCCUCCCAUCGCAAGGAAAGUGCUCCAACCAAAAAAAUAAAUUUUCAUGAUAAGUUGAGUAAUAUGUACAUUGUUUUAUAAAAUUGUUAAAAACAAUAUUUUUCAGUUAUUGCGUGUAAAGUUUUAUGUUGACGAAAGGACCUCACUUGUUUAAAAACGGAAAAAGUUUUGAUAUUUUGUUAAGUUGAGUAUUUAAAUUUUAUUCUCGUUGCGUUAUGUGCCUUUUGUUCUCAUCUAUUUUCGUUAUCAAAUUUGAUUUUUUCUGCAAUUCUUAAAUUUUGAUCAUUGAAGGUGAUAGGAAAGGUUUUACCUUUUGUCUCCUCAAAACUCAACUGGAUUUAACCGUAUAAAUUUAUGAGAUUGGAUUUUAAUCAACUUGUUAAUGUCUACAGAGAUUUUUUUCUUUCACCAUACAUUAACUUUUAAGUAUAAUGGUCCAAUUUUUUUUUAGCACUACCUCAACUUCUUGUAAGGGGCUGUCCAUAAAUUCUGUAAAGUCAAUCAUGUAGUUUUUGCUCCUCAUCAACCCACCCUACAAUGCUUGCACCAAAAUGUGCUGCGCUCGUUCCUUAAAAUUUUACUCAGCAAACUCUGACAGUAUCUACUGAAAAGAGCGUUCAAUGAGCAAAUUCAAUCGAAGCAACUUUUACAGAUUAAUGAAGAGGGUUUACAUUGCUGUUUAGGAAAAAUAAUAAAUCAAAAAACAAAAAAGAUACAUCGAUGGCUAAAUAUAGACUAUCCAUUUUGCACUUUCAACAUUUAAAAAUCUCCAAUUCUGUUUCAAUUUUUUCCAAAAAAAUAAUUCUGAAUUUUUCUUGCAAUCUUGAGUGAUUUUUAUAAGUAACUAAAGAUUUCUCACAGAAAUUAUGAAUAGUAGCUGUUGGUUGGUUUUCUCUCUAAAAAUGAAAAUAUGAGCGGAGACUUUCAAUGUUGUUAUUUGAGAUUCACUUUUUUCCAUCUGCUUCAGCUGUCGAUAUAUUUUAGUAUUUUCCCCGAAGAGUCAACGGUAGAAUAACGAUAAAAUGUGACUGAAUGACGCUCCUUUACUCCCCUAUUUUGUCCUCGGAGCAUUGUGAGAUUUGUGGACAAACCCUGAACUUUUCUAAAGCCUUUAUAAAUACAUGCACUUAUAUAGAAUACUCAGCGAUAUUUUUAGAGGAAAUUUUUUUUGUAAUAAUUUUUAUUAAAAUGUAAAAAAAUUGUAUCGAAUUAAUAAUGUAAUUUUGGGGAAGAAUGAAAGAAAAAUGUAAGGGUGGGAAAAACAACACGUCUGUAAAUCAAACUUAUUGGUAAUGAGUAUCAUUUCUGAAGUAACGAGGAUGGGUGGACCGCUCAUUAAUAAUCAAAAUGGCAAGGUGGAAAAAAUUGACCUCAUUUUGUAUCACUAUGCAUCGAUCUACUUCUGUGGCGUAUUAGACAUUUUAAUUUAGUCAUCACAAAUUGAAUAAAAUCAUGCUAAUUUGUCAGAUGGUAACCAUUUAAUAUGUAUUGCUUUUUUUGCACAGGUUUUGCAGGAGCCAAUUUCCUUUAAUUUGGGCACUGACUGUGAAUAUGUCAAAGGACCGUGCUUGGUAAUUCGGCGCCGGCUAAAUUUCAUUAUAAUCUGAUGAUGUAAUGCUGCUUACAACCUCCUGUGUACUGUAAUCUUUAAAAUUUGAACUUCCUGUAUGCCGAUGGAACAUUACUUAAGGUGAAAAUUUAAGCAUUAUGAUAUAUUUGUCUCAUCGGAAUUUUAAGUAGAACACAAUUUAUCUAAGGAAAUUUAUCGUAAGUAACUCCCAAACAAGAUAUGAACGUUCCUAAAUGGAUAAAUUCCAACUUCCUGCUCAUCAUAGAAAAACUAUAAUCUUUUUGGGUUAAAUUGCACACAAAGCUUUACUGUAACUGUCCCUGCAGUAUGAAAAUAUGGCGAACUCAAUCUCCGCGCUUUGGCUCAGCUGCCACACAUUGUUUACACUUUGAUAAUGAAGGGAGCUACACUCUGCACUACUAUAUUGUAAAGCCUGGCCAAAUUGUUGUAGAGCGCGAUUUGACUCGAGCAGACACUGGCGUUUUCUGUGAGCGGGAGAUACAAAUUUUUUGUAACCAAUGCUAGAUAAAACUGUUAAUGUUUAGAAUAGGAGUCCAUGUUAGUCAUUUUCGUUGUGCUAAUUGUGUUCCUUGUGAAAUUUUAAAGAAAAUAUGUCACAAUGCUAAAAUUCAUAUCUUGUCUGGUGGUCUAUUUCGAGGAAAAGAGGGCUGAAAAGUGAUUUUUGCAGCAAUUUUUGGUUGAAAUGUUGCGACAUCAGACAAGAGUCUGAGGAGAGCUCUUUCCUGAUUGGUCACAGAGACUACUCUAAAAGAAUCAAAUUCUUUCAAAUGAUCACAGCAUCAACACACAAACUAUGGCAGGCACACGUCUCUAUAUGAAAGCACAUCCAAGAAAGCAGAAAAAAAUCACUCUCAGCCCCACUUUUCUCGUCUAUGGCACCUAAAAAUUUCGAUAUUAGAAGCUCAUCAUACUGAUGAAGUCAUCAAGAACAUUAUACUAAGCAUUAACGAAUUUACCCAGCCGUGGAUUCCUUAGUUUCCAUGCAGGGUCCUUUGGCAUUCUACAACUAAAGUUCAUUACAAGGUUUUAUUUCUGUUUCACCAGUUCUUUAUGUGUCGAUGUUAUUUCAUUUUGUGUCACUUCUAUGCUAGCGACCAUUCUCUUGCCUUCUAGUAACUUUCAGCUUUCACAAAGGAACUGAAAAUAUAUAUUUUGUCACCCUCGAUUGGGUUCAUUUAAAGCCAAUCUGGAAACAUUCUCCUUUGUAUAUCAUUGCAAAUAAAUUAUACAGGGUAUCUACAGGUCUGAAAAACAAGCCUGGCACUUACAGCAUGGAAGUCGGUACCGCAAGUUCCACACUGAAUCUGCUCUGAUUCAUGGACUGAAUGAUCAGCUUGCGCACCUUUAGUGGCAUCCUUAAGAGGAGCCUCACACGGACCUUUUAAUUCCUACAAUAAAUGACCUUUCAGGGGUGUUUCACGAAUGCAUAUGUGUUUCGCAAAACCACGCCUAAGAUUCUUCUAAAUGAAGCAAUAUCUAACUUAUCUGAGGUUCCUAAUUUCUGCUCAAAUGAAUCAUGUACCAUACAUUUCUUCAGACUGAGAAUUCUCAUAAAUCUAUUUUUAUCAGAGUAAACUAUCACUUUUUUUUAAAAUUUAGUAUUAUCUGUUAUUAAUUCAACUCCUCAUGCUUGUCCUUUUCUUUUUAUUAUUUUUUUAAACAAAGAUAAAUAUGUUUGAACCAAUUAGAGCGAAAGGGGCUUCUUUGCAUUGCAAUUGGAUCCACCGUUUUUCUAACCAGAAAAAACUUAGAAGAAUACACUUGACCAUUCUUGAGUCAUUGAAUAAACGGUAAAGUGAGAUGUACCAACAAUGCAAUGCAAGCAAACCACCUCCUGCUCUUUCCCUCUCGUCCUAACUUCAGUUGCCUCUUGCUGUUUCAUUUCAUAAUGAUGUAUUCCAAGAAAUUCUGUCUGCUGAAUUUGAACAUUUAACGCACCAUUCUCAAAGAAAUUGUAAGACUGACCGUGCUUUAAUUUUUUUUUUUUUUUGAAAGAUGUUUAUAUUGUCUGUGCAAUUCAUUGUUGAGUGUUUCAUUUUCAUUGUUUUUACAGGGUGGAACAACUUUGUAACCUUCAAGUGCACUUCUAGUUUUUUCUGUAUCCACCUGUCAUUAUUAAUAAAAAAUAUACAAGAUUUUUUUGAAAUCUAUUUUAUAGUUGAAA
Messenger RNA from Bemisia tabaci, 6821 nucleotides. Its product is annotated as motile sperm domain-containing protein 2. The record is from RefSeq and is a predicted model, not a curated record. Gene Ontology annotation, cellular component: endomembrane system; endoplasmic reticulum-endosome membrane contact site. NCBI's taxonomy places the organism in Eukaryota, Metazoa, Arthropoda, Insecta, Hemiptera, Aleyrodidae.